AUGGCGGUGCCAGGUACCCCAGGGCAGACACUUCGACCUCCAGAAGUCACGCACACGCGCCCUGAGGACCCAAAUACCCCUAGCCUAGCUAACCUACGCACUACGAAAAGACACAGGCAAGCCGAAGCAGCGCCUAUACCUAUAUCGUUCGGUGAUAGUGCUAACAAGAGACAACUGGUGACGGGCGCGGUUACAGAGAAGAUCACGGCAGCCCAAGCGGCCGCCAAAACUAGACACAGCAUCAUCACAGCUAUUGCGAACGCGAUCGAUCAUUGCCUAGAGAACUACACUAGCGCAGCUGAGCGCCUAGUCGCACAAGAACUACAGCAACGUGUGGUGUAUGCCCUAACUAACUCUAUCCACCACCCAUCCACGACCACCCCCCAGCCUGCGAGCGACGCCGGGCCUAAACCUACACGCACAUAUGCGGACGUCGCAGAACUCCCCAACAGCCACCCUAUGCAGAAAAGGGGCGCCGCUAUAACCAAGACGGCAGCGACCCACCGAAACGGCGUAACCCUGAAUAAGCCGCCGAAUAAGCCUAUACCAGAUAGCCGAAUUCUUUUCCAGCUAUCUACAGCACAGAGAGUAAAAGAUCCUUCGCCCUUUGUAAUGCGAAAAGCACUAUGCGCAAAGAUUGAUAACCUCAUUCUGCAAGAUAUCCCAAGACUCACAACGACAAAAACAGGCUGGGCACUCACACCAGCCAACGACGCUAUCAAGAGCCGACUGCUGCAGCUAGAUAACGUUGAAGUCAUGCUAGAAACUCUAGGUGCAGUCGGAUUCCAGCUCCCGGAGAAAUGGAUCAACUAUGCAGUGCAGCGUGUAGAGGCGGCUCUCAUAGGACUCCACAUAGGCGGAGACGCAGCAGUACUAAUCAGCGAAGAAAAUGUUGCAGAGGAAGUUUAUUCCCAGACAUGAGUAAAGCCGCGAACCUGCAAGCAAUCUAGACACGGCCCAGACAGGUUUGGCACGAUGACCUGGAUAAUAUCCUUUGCCGAACGAGUACGACCAUUCCGGAUUUUUGGAAUAAGUGAAUGGGCAAAAGAGAUAAAGAAAAACCCGCCAGUGGCCAUCCACAACCCGGGAUGUCAGGGUUACUGCAACACGUCUAGGUGCACACGUGCAGCACGCUGCGACAACUGCGGCC
Messenger RNA from Bipolaris sorokiniana ND90Pr, 1150 nucleotides. RefSeq lists its product as uncharacterized. The transcript has a single exon. Lineage: Eukaryota; Fungi; Ascomycota; Dothideomycetes; Pleosporales; Pleosporaceae. The record is from RefSeq and is a predicted model, not a curated record. Bases 1 to 921 code for a protein of 306 amino acids.